Messenger RNA from Cotesia glomerata, 1324 nucleotides. RefSeq lists its product as uncharacterized. Lineage: Eukaryota; Metazoa; Arthropoda; Insecta; Hymenoptera; Braconidae. The transcript has 5 exons. The record is from RefSeq and is a predicted model, not a curated record. Bases 148 to 1314 code for a protein of 388 amino acids.
GUCGAAUAAAAAAUUGUUGUCAUUACAUUUGAUAAAUAAAAAAAUUUCUCAAGUUUAUGAACAUGUUCCUGAUUCACUCUUUGUGGAAGUGUUAAUUAUUUUGAUUUUACUAAUCUCCAUUUAGUGGAAUAAUUUCAUUGAAACAUCAUGGCAUCAAUGAAGCAAUUUGAUCGAUGUUGUAAUCCUUUUGGGCUGGAGUCUCAUUGUAAAAAAAUUGGUUUGCGUCCAGCGACUGACAUUAUGAAAGAAAUGUUCGGAUUGAGUGAUUAUUAUUUAUUAUGCAGUUCAUGUCGAAAAGAAGCUUAUAAGGUAGUUAAACAACAAACAAAUACUCGUGAUGAUCCUAAUGUUGAUUCAAGUGAUCACGAAGGCAACUCUAGUGACAGUAAUGAAAACGAUGAUCAUUUUGAUAGCGAUAGUAAUACAACUGCCACAGAUCUACCAUUAUCAUUAUCAUUCCGUUCUAUGUCAUUUGAUAACGAACCAAAAAAUUCACAACCAAGCUCGGCAUCUCAAGUUAGCGCUGCAACUCAGUUACCUGUAAUAAAUCAUGCAUUACAGCUGUUAAAUCAAUCACCAAUCCCAUCAAGGAAAUUAAAUGACAAUCAAUUUUUAAACAACAAAAUAAAUCAGAUAUCUGACAGCUUGAAAAAGGUUUUACUCUCUUCAACUGAUGAAGACCCGGUCGAUGAUGAUGGUGAAAAUUUUCGCGCUUUAAUAAAAUCACUGCAAGACAAAUUUAACGAUAAAGAAACGGAAAAAUUAUUGAAAAUACAGAUUUUAACAUUAUUACCUGAACAAUGGAGUGAAAGACGUAUUUCUGAAACUAUGAAUAUAUCAAGACAUAUGUCAAGGGUAGCAAAAGCGUUGGUUGAAGAAAAAGGUCUACUUUCAGUACCUGAAUCAAAAUUAGGGAGAAAAAUUGCAGAUCAAGUGAAAUUGAAAGUUGAAAAUUUUUAUAAUGAUGAUGAGUACAGUGCUCCGAUGCCAGGUAUGAAAGAUUUUGUUUCAGUUCGAAAUGAUGAUGGUAAUCAAGUACCCGUCCAAAAAAGACUUGUCCUGUCUAACUUAAAAGAAUUAUACCAAUGUUUUCGAGAAAUAAACGCUGCAGAGAAAAUUGGAUUUUCGAGAUUUGCUUCUCUGCGACCUAAACAUUGUGUGUUAGCAGGGGCAAGUGGAACACAUACUAUCUGUGUCUGUACGAUCCAUCAAAACGUUAAGUUAAUGAUGCUUGGUGCGAAUAUUCAUUCUCUAACAAGAAAUACAGAUAUAUCCAUUACACACUAUAGUGAUUGUUUGAGUUUGAUUGUAUAAAAUUACGCGU